AGAUACAAGGCGUACACAUAAGAUUAUAUAUUCAUACAUCGAAGUACUUGUAUGAGGACAUGUGGUACUACAUUUUCAUAUGUUUAUUUGCAUGUGCCUUCCAGAGUGUUAUUUGUCAAUGUAGAAACGGUUGGAUUCAGCAUAGUACAUCAUGUUAUUACUUCAGCGAUAACACGAAGAACUGGGAUUCUUCCUCUGCUUCAUGUCAGGCACAUCAUGCAGAGCUUGCUAGCAUAGAGACAAGAGAAGAAAAUACGUUCAUAUGGUCUGAAAUGAAUAAACUUGGUGGAUAUUUUUGGUUGGAUGGAACAAAUGAAUAUUCUGAAGGGAAAUGGGAAUGGGCGUCAACUGGUUAUGCUUUGGAUUAUUCAAACUGGUAUCCAGGAGAACCUAAUAAUGAUGGGGAGGAAGACUGUCUGAUGACGGGCGGAAGCUUCAAAACAUUCUGGAAUGAUGACAAUUGCGGGAGUCAUCAAAAAUUUAUUUGCGAGAAAAAGUAG
Messenger RNA from Mytilus trossulus (common blue mussel), 500 nucleotides. RefSeq names its product perlucin-like protein. The record is from RefSeq and is a predicted model, not a curated record. The transcript has 4 exons. Bases 60 to 500 code for a protein of 146 amino acids. NCBI's taxonomy places the organism in Eukaryota, Metazoa, Mollusca, Bivalvia, Mytilida, Mytilidae. Gene Ontology annotation, molecular function: signaling receptor activity.